This is a messenger RNA of Cucurbitaria berberidis CBS 394.84, 2546 nucleotides long. RefSeq lists its product as uncharacterized. The transcript has 5 exons. The record is from RefSeq and is a predicted model, not a curated record. The coding region runs from base 408 to 2333 and encodes 641 amino acids. NCBI's taxonomy places the organism in Eukaryota, Fungi, Ascomycota, Dothideomycetes, Pleosporales, Cucurbitariaceae. Gene Ontology annotation, molecular function: RNA binding.
UGCGCGCUUGACAUAGAUCAACACCCAUUCUCGCGAUUGCAUCUUACUGCGACUCUCAUCUAGUGUAUAAACGCUUGCGCAGUGCAACCGCCUUCUCCGCCGCCAAAUCGACCUACCUAGGCAACUACGAGGGUGACAAGCAAGCACUUCCUCUAGGCUAUUAUAAGGCUUGACGGCUACAUUGCGCUUUGCCACGACAUUGCAAGUCCUCAUAGUACCGCAAAGUCCUCCUGGCACAUCGCAUCACACCUGGGGUCGUUGGUCUUCCAGUUUGCGCUCAGAUCGAUCGACUACUCGAUCGCUCUACUCUCGUUCCCAACCUAGAUCUCACCGCUUCACCUCUUGACUUGCACGCGCCCGAGUACAGUCUGCGUGUUUGCCAUCUCGGCUCUCUCACCACACUAACCAUGGCAGCCAUGCACGAGUUGACGACGCAGUUGCAGUCGCUUCAAGCAUUAAAACCACCCGGAGUCACGCCAACCAAGGUCAAGGCCAUCACCAAGAUAUGCGUAGACAACAUUCAGUCCGACACCGUCAUCGUCCAAAAGAUCCUGCAACAGCUUCAGAACAGCGCCGCCACACACAAGCUCGGAGUGCUAUACGUUGUAGACUCGGUCGCUCGACAAUGGGUAGAGAAGGCUAAACUGGCAGGCCAGGCCGUAUCUAAGAAUGCUGCCCGUGGAACAUAUGCUUCCGGCGUGCAGUUGAUCCGAGAUGUGCUUCCUGUAGCAAUGAGUAAUCUCGUGCAGUCAGCGCCCGAGAACCAGAAAGAGAAAAUAUCGAAGCUCUUAGACAUCUGGGAGCGCGGCCAAACGUUUCCGCUCGAUAUGCUUGCAACCUUCAAGCAGCAGUUGAACAGUGGCCAGAACAUUGCUUAUGAACCGCCAAGUCCGCCAAAGAUCAAUGGCGCAGGGCCCACCUUCAAAGCUCAGACUAACCAGCAGCCACCAGCCCCUCCACCACAGGCACAAUCACAGGCACAGACGCAGGAUCCGAAUGCUCUUUUUGCUGCGCUUUCUGGCUUUAGCCAACAAAAUGUCCCCACUAACGGUGCGCCUGCUGUAGCGCCACCUGCUUUUCCUUUCGUUCAGAAUAUGGUACCGCCACCACCUCCCCCAGGAUUUGUGCCUCCGCCCCUUGGAACCAAUGGACAACCUGGAUUACCUCCUCCACCAGCUGGCAUGAAUGAUUUAGCAGGCCAAAUCCUACAGGCUAUGAGUGCAGGUUCAAUUGCCCCUGAUCAAGCAAUACAGGUACUAAACGCACUGGCUACGGCCCAGAAUGGGGGCAUGCCUUUGCCACCGCAGACAGCAGUCGUCCCCCAGACGCAACUGCAGGCUCAACCUGUUGCACAAAAUGGUGGUCAACCAGACCGAUAUGAACAGCACGACACUAGAAUGCGAGAUCGUAGUCGAUCGCCUGAUUAUCAACUCCAUCGGUCUCCUAUUCGUAGAUCUCCGCCCAAUCCAAACCGUCGAGAUAGUCCCACGUACGGUGUAUACGACCCAAAUGCAGGCCCUGAUGGCAACGCACAACGAUUUGAGCGAGGUGAGCGCGGUCGCGGCCGUGGUAAACAACGGGGUGGGCGCAAUGAUCGUAAUGAGUAUCGCCAACGCACGCCUCCUCGACGACAGCCUAGCCCGCCUAGAAAUGCAUUUGUCCAGUCAAAGUAUAUCGAGUGGGAUGAUAGUCUGCCGCGCGACCAUAUCAGAGUCUAUAGUCGUACCUUGUUCGUAGGCGGUGCUGGCGGAACAGAAGGUGAGAUCCGGAGUAUCUUCGCUCGUUUCGGUAGAGUUCAGACGUGUAUUGUCAACCAGGACAAGCGACAUGCUUUUGUUAAGAUGUUGACACGGCCCGAUGCCGUCGCUGCCAAGGAGGGCAUGGACAACCUCCAGGAUCCCACGGCCCAGUCGAAGGCGCGCCAGACACGUUGGGGAGUUGGUUUUGGCCCACGAGACUGCAGUGACUACCAAACCGGCAUUAGUGUGAUCCCCAUCUCUCGGCUUACCGAUGCUGAUCGCAAGUGGGCCCUAAACGCCGAACAUGGUGGCACAGGUGGCAUGCCACUCGAGGGAGGCAUGGUAAUGGAGGAGCCUGAUAUUGAGAUUGGCGCUGGAGUGUCUUCAAAAGCCAUUAGUCGACGCGUUCCUACGGAUGCCCCUCGGGGUGGGCGCAACGGGCGGGGGGAUUUUGGCGGGCGCGGCUUUGACAAUGCGCAACCAAAGUUCCGCAAACCGGCCAACGACCCUCGCCAUAUCUCUCCGCGGCCCGAACAAGGCGUCGCGGUCCCUCCCGCUGUCCCAGGCUUUGGCUUCCAACUCCCUGGUUUCUAAAUAUCAUCUUAUACGUUGGUUUAUUUCUUUACGGGAGCUAUUUUACAGUAUCUUUACGGCGGCUGAUCUGCUUAUGAUAUCCAAAGCAUGGCAAGGCGUUGAUUGGGGUGCAGUAGAGUUCAAUAGCAUAUUCAUGGUUAGCAAUCUAGACAAUCUAAAAGCAUCAUCUUCUCAAUAGUACCGCCUGAUCAGCCUCAGCUAUUCAAGAGACGC